AUGUCUGCCGAUGAUAAAGACACGACAUGUCCGACCACGAGUGAAGAAAUAUCUGAUAUUGUGAUUAGUAAAAACAACAGUGAGCUAAAUAGUGAAAUAUGUGAGAAAAAGGCGACUAAACUUCCGAGGAAAGUCUCGUUCCCGAAAGAAGAGCAGUUGGUGACACAGUAUUUCGAGCCUGCCAACCCUUGGCAAGAUGUGCCCACAACGACAAGGGCGCAGCUCGCCGCCGAGUACCUGGAGGCAUGCAGAUGUCACAAAACACCGGCCAUUGAGUCCGUGCUGGAACAAAUACGGGAGUUACCAGAGAACGCGAUCGGAGGUGGUGCCCGGGCGCCCCGGCUCACGUUGUCGGACUGCUCCCUGCUGGGCUGUUCCCCCGCAGACGCACUCGAGGCGCUUUUGCGGAAGGUUCAAUUCCGGCGCAUUGAGUUUGACCAUGUGGAAAUUGAUGACGAGGGUGCGGAGGCGAUGUUCGACAUGAUAGAAUACUACGAGAGUGCUACGGUUGUUUGUAUAAUUGGACCGCGCCAGUACGGUAUUAGGGGAUGGCAGACAACUUCGCGGAUGAUCAAGAAGAGUGCUGAAUUAACAGAACUGGAGGUAUCAGACAGUGCUUUGGAAGCGUCCCACACUGAAGUGCUGGCGAGAUCGCUUCGGCCCAUCACAUGUCCACUCAGAUCUUUGUGUCUGCAGAGGACAAACCUAUCUGGUGAACCCUUGAUGUGCCUAGUAAUUGCUCUCAAAUCAAACAACUCAGUGAGAGAGCUGAGGCUGGGUGACAAUUGUUUGACGCCUCAUGAUGCAGCGCAGCUCGCCUCACUGCUCCGUUUCAACACCAGGCUGCAGCUUCUAGAUCUGUCCAAUAAUCUUAUACAGGACGCAGGCGUAGCGCAGUUGGCAGAUGCGCUAGUGGCACAGUCCUCAUACACCCCGCCAUCGGCGGCCACGUCGCCGCUUUCGCCGCAUCACUGUCCAAUAAGUAGUUACGAGUCCCGGGGUCUGGCGUUCCUUGUGUUAUGGAACAAUCAGCUCACGAGGAAUUGCGCCGUUCAUCUUGGAAAAGUAUUGCGUUCAUCGCAAUCGCUUUGCGUGCUAAACGUGGGCCGCAACGCGCUGGGCUCCGAGGCUGUGCGCACGCUGCACGAAAGCUGCGUGGGCGUGAGCGGGGCGGUGGGCAACGUGGGCGUGGGCAGCAUAGGCGCGCUCGUGUCGCUGGGCCUGCAGGCCGCGCGGCUGGGCCCCGAUGCCGUGCCUCCUCUUACUGCCUUGGUCACCAUCUGCACCAGGCUGCAGAGGCUAGAUCUCAGAGACAAUAAACUGGGCAGUGCGGGAUUGCAGGCCAUACUCAAUGCAAUGAAGGACAACACCACGAUCACACAGAUUGACCUUGAUGACCCACCGGAGGUAAACAAUGGGACGUCAUCGCGGAAUGCAGAGAUGAACGCAGUUGCGAAAUUAACCCGGGAGAUUCGUUCGCUGUGCAGCCGUAACGAACCGACUCCAUCGCAACGGCUGCACAGGAAGAUCAGCCUUACCUGCCACACCGCGUGCCUGCUGCGGAGCGGCGGCAGCGAGGAGGAGCGGCGGGGAGGCGGGGGGGCGCGCCUGCGAUCGCCCGCGCCGUCGCCCGCGCCUUCACCCGCGCCCUCGCCCGCCGGCAGCCCCGUGCCGCUCGCGCAACACUCGCGCUUCUCCGUCAGUACUUGCACACGCACACGCACACGCACCGCUAGAGAUGUGACAAGGGUGACACCGGACAGAGAGUCUUCGGACAGCUCGAGUCCAUCAACGCCGACAAGACCUUCGUAUUGCUCAACGUCGUCGAGGUUUAAAGUUGUACAGGUUGCAGAGCCGCCGAAAAUCCAAGUCCAUCCAGCCACACAAUCGAGGAGGACAACAUCGCGGUUCUCAGUAACAAGGAACUACGACUCUACGUACAAUCCAACUCCGUCUCCCGUUUCAACUGCCUCUUCAAGUCCAGAACCAUCCACAGCGACACCAAGCCCAGAACCUCCAGCACUAAUUAAGGCACCUUCAGAACCUAUAAUUUCUAUUAAAGCAAUCUCAGAUGUAGUUGUUCAUAAACCUGUGCAGGAACCAAUUCCAGCUAAGUUUAGCAUAGAACCAGUUAUGGUAAAAGAACAUUUACAAAAAGAAGUUCUGGUUCAAUCUUCGAAACCUUCAGCAAAGAUAAAACCAAGUUCAGAAAUAGAACAGGAUAAACAAAGUUCAAAUGAAAUGAUUAAACUUAAGACGGAAGAUAAUGUUUUAAAGGAAGUAAAUAAUAAAGAAUUGGCAGCAGAAUCUAGUAAAGAAAUUCUUAAAUCGAAUACAGAAUUAAUUAGUUCGGAGAAGCCCAGUUUAGAAUCUACAACAUUGUGUGUGGAUUCCAAAUUAACAGCUAGUUUUGAUAACUUAGUUGUUUCAGAUUCUAAAGAUUAUAUGUCUGAACUUUCAUCUAAACCCAAAACUAAGGAUUUGAAUGUAUCGGAAAAAGUUACAUGUAAAUUAAAAUCUGACAAUACACCCACUUCUAAAACAGGAGAUGAUAUCUUUGGCCAAGACACUUCUAAGGAGGUUUAUUGUCCGAAGCCUUUCGAUAAAGAUGUGCCAAUGAUUUCUUCAAAGUUGGAUGAUUACAGUUCUGAUCUCAAGGAAACUACAGUUAUUUCUGUAGGCUUUAAAGAAAAUAUACCUGUGAUGACUGAUAAAAUUAUUCAAGGGGCAGAUGCUGGCAAAGCUAUUAGUAAGGAAUACUCAUUUAAAGAAAAAGAUAUUGCAGAAGUUGUAGCUGGAAUAAAUGAAAUGAAGGUUGAUAAGAAAGUGAAAGGUGAUUUGAGUAAGGUAGAGGACUUAUUGACUGAUGUUAAAUUAAUUUAUAGUGAUAGUGCGGUAAAUAAAAAUAGCAAAUCGGAAGUAAAAGGUGACGCUGUUACUAGUAAUGUCUCAGUGACAGACGUUGAUAGUAAUAGCAGUAAAAUAGAUGAUAUUAUUACUAAUAUUAGUGUUAUUAGAGAAAAGGUAGAUUUCAAAGAUAAAUCUGAGAAUAUAUCUCAUAAUGAGGUAGUUAGUGUUAUAGGUGAUAAUAAGUUAUUAAAGACAGAGACGAAGUUAGCUAAAUCUAGUGUAGAAGUGAGCGAGACGGAGAUAGUUGACGUCGAAGUAGAGUUUACUGUUAAACGCGAAAGUGUACAGAAUAGUGUAAGUAGAGAACAUGCAGCCAAAGUACAUAGUGACCAAAACAUGAAUAAAUCUAUUGAAAUAAAAGUAAAUGAUAUGUCUUCAAGCGGGGAAAGAACUGGUGAUGCCAUAAAGCAUAUAGAAGAAAUCACUGAAAAUAUAGGAAAUAUAAUAAUACAAGAAAUGCAGGACUUUUCGCCUAGGACGAGAACUCUUAAAGUUAAUGAUUCCACACAGACGGAGCAAAUAGACAUAGAUAGUAAUGUAGAUACGUUUAAUGAUGUACCUGUCAAAAUUCGGGAUGUAGUUCUAAAGAAGAAUAAGAGCGAAUCGAGCCUCGACAGUCCAGAUCUAGAAGUUUCUAGAUUGAUGAACAAAAAACUUGGCAGCGCUUUCUGCGAUAGCAGUUCAUCACUUGAGAUAUCUGGGAGCUCUAUGGAGAGUCUGAACGCGUUAGAAAGUCAGAAUCAGCGAAUCUCCAGACCGAUAAUAAUUCAUGAGUCUGUAGAGUCUGAUACUGAGUUAGAUAGGAGAAGAGAUGUGGGAACUUUGUCAACAGAGAGUAGCAUAGAGUCAAAUACCAGUGAAACGACACCAGUUAACAGUGGUUUCCUAAACAUGUCGGUCAGUUCGAACGAAAGUGUUUCUCCAAUUAUCUUUGGAGGAAAGAAAAUCCACGGAUCAUUAUCUAGUUUGGAAGCCAGCAUGAGUUCAUUAGAGUCAGCAAGACAGGAAAGAGUUAUGGUAACUUCAGCUGACUCUGGAAUAGAAUACUCAUUACAAAACCCUUCGGAAAACAGGGAAGAUACAUCUUCGAAUGAGGGAACAUUAACACACAACUCCAGCCUCAAAGAAACUGUUAGGAAACCAGAAAUCUUCCAAGUACAGGAAACGUUGACCUCGCCUAAAAGAACAUCCAGCUUAUUAGACGUCCCUGCAUUGAAAAGCAAAGGGUUAGAUCGCAUGCGCAAAAUUUCCUGGGUGGCCCCAUCCCCUAGCUUCAACAUCCCAAGACCGGAACCAGAAAAAGUUGAAAUGAAAUUACCUUCUCAUUUAGAGAAACUACUCAGCCUGUUCCAACAUCCAAGCAGCUUAUUCUCCAGAAGCACUUCAUCACAGAGCGAUGAAGAAAAGAAAUCGGCAUCUAACACACCACCAAGAAAAGACUCCUCUCUGACUAGCUCCUUCUGGUCCUGGGGCAGUGCUACGGAGAAGUUAGAAAAAGAUGACAAUGACAGUCUGUCUGAGGCAACCGAUUCGACUCUGUCGGAAAGAGUUCAAGUGUCGUUCAUUGACGAAUCUUUCUCAAAGAAGCUCGAUAGUAAAACGCCAUCUACUGACACCGAUAACACUUUAAGUGAAUUCCAGACUUUCCCCGCUCCGAUCGCAAGCGAAGAGAUGCAAGAAGUAGUUGAUAGAGUUACCGAAAUAACCACCGAUGACAAUUUAGUACAAAGAUGUUUAGGUGUAAGCGUGAAGAAUGUAAAUAGCGCAAGCUCCAACGGCAACAAGCCGCGAGCGAGUGAUAAUUCAGAUCUCAUUGAGCCCAACGACCUCAACAGAAACGUAUACGAAAGCCCAAACGCGCAAUCAGGCGACAACAAUAAGAAUUCCGCUAAAGAACCACAGGGAUCCCAUGAAUUAGAUAAGGAUAAAACGAAAGUUCUAGAUGUUAAGUUAGAUGUACCAAAAUCGAUUGAGGUUAUUCGACCGCGGUCCUUUGCAGCCGUACUCAAGGCCUCGGGUUCGGACAACUCGUUGGAGAAGCAACCCAGCCCUGAUUCCGCCACCUCUGUCGAUAAACUCCCUAGCAAACUGAUUAGAGGAAUCAAAGAAAAUAUUAGCCCUGAAAAUACUUUGACAUCGAGUAUGAGCAAUACACUAGCACACGAAAUAUCAGAGAAACAGAAGAAGCAGCCUACUGUGGGACCAUUGUGGGAAGUGACGUCUAUGCUAGACAAACCUGAACUCCAAGUUGAGGAUCUAAAGACUGAAAUGGCACCAAUAGCAACAGUUGAAGAAGCAUGUGAUGAGGCAGCUGAUAACUGUGUUCAAUUGGCAUAUAUUGAUGAUGACAGAGUCGUUGACGACAGCAACUUGUCAGCUGACAGUGGAGUCAAGUCUCUUGAAAGUGUUACGGAGAAAUCUGAAUCAAGGAAAAUUGACACUGUGCCUGAAUUAGAAACUGUAGAUUUCGGCAAAGAUGCUCUAUCGUAUCUCAUUUACGAAAACCGAGAUUUCGAGCCCGAUGUGGAGCAUUCUGUAGCCGACGUAAAAACUCAGCAAGGGUCUUUAGCACAAGAGUUAAUAGAGGCCGAAAAUAAAGAACAAUUCCUAGAUCUUUCACCAGAAUUAGUCAUAGACGAUGCUGUUGAAGUGCCGGAGGUGUUACUGGUAAAGGAAAUCAAGGGACUCAAGAGUUCACCAGUGAUACCUGAACGGGCGAAGAUCAAAAAGUCGAACUCAUUAGAAGAUUUGUCGAAAAGGUUGGCGGAGACCGACAAGGACAGUCCAAAAGUCAAAACCAUAGCUUUCAAAGUACCUGAGACAACAACACCUAGAGAUAUUCCAGAGAGGCGUGUAAAAUUUCGCUCUAGAAGUGGGUCGAGUCCAAAAUCCUUGCCAGAGAGUCUUAACAAACCAUGCCCUCUAUCGAAAAUGGACUCCGGUAUUAUCAAGAAGAAGAAAAAGACUUCUUGUUUGGGCAGAAUGGCGAGAGACUCCCUACUGGCGUUGAAUAUGACCGAAGAAGAGACCGCGGAAUUUAGGUCUUACAAAUUGACGUCAGUUGAGAGUUUAAAGUCCUUGGAAUCGGUCUCUGAAGAUGCAAAUUCUCAAAGCGGCACUUCAGUGGACUCUCGUUGCAGAUCUUGCCUUAGAACAUCUCAAGAAAGCUUAAUGUCCUUAGACUCCAUUAACGAGGAUUGUCGAUGCAUGUACGAAUGUGAAAAACACGCUGGACAAUCCAAUAGAUAA
Parnassius apollo (apollo) is the source of this 6159-nucleotide messenger RNA. NCBI's taxonomy places the organism in Eukaryota, Metazoa, Arthropoda, Insecta, Lepidoptera, Papilionidae. The record is from the annotation of a GenBank genome assembly.